Molecule: messenger RNA, 2240 nt
Organism: Neopsephotus bourkii (Bourke's parrot)
Lineage: Eukaryota; Metazoa; Chordata; Aves; Psittaciformes; Psittacidae
Gene: ANKRD34C
Product: ankyrin repeat domain 34C
Exons: 2
Coding region: 62-1585 (507 amino acids)
Molecular function (GO): protein binding
Source: RefSeq, a predicted model, not a curated record
CACCACAGCACAGUUACCGGCUGACGCUCCCAUUGCCCACCAGUAUAAAACAGCCGGUGCCAUGGAUGAGGUGACAGAACUGGAGACGGGGGGGAACCCCCUCCUGAAGGCAGUGUGGCUCGGGCGGCUCCGCCUCACCCGGCUGCUGCUGGAAGGGGGAGCUUACAUCAAUGAGAGCAAUGAGAGAGGAGAGACGGCCCUGAUGGUGGCCUGCAUCACCAGGCACGUUGACCAGCAGAGCAUUAGCAAGCCCAAGAUGGUGAAGUACCUGCUGGACAACAGAGCUGACCCCAACAUCCAGGACAAGUCCGGGAAAACGGCCCUGAUCCACGCCUGCAUCCGCGGUGCCGGUGGGGACGUGGUGUCCCUGCUGCUGGAGAACGGCGCAGACCCCAGCCUGGAGGACCACUCAGGAGCAUCAGCACUGGUCCACGCCAUCAACGCCAACGACAAGGAUGUGCUGCAGCACCUUCUGAAUGCCUGCAAAGCCAAAGGGAAGGAGGUGAUCAUCAUCACCAUGGACAAAUCUGCCUCUGGCACCAAGACAGCCAAGCAAUACCUGAACAUGCCACCCUUGCUGGACUUCAAGGAGAGGAGCCCCCCUGAGGCACACACAGCACCCUCCAGCACCCACCCGAAAGCUCCCAUCUCAGCACCUUCCCCUGCUGAGGAGGAGAGCAGCAUCUUCCCAUCGCACCCUGGGGACAGCCCCUGUGCCAACGAGCCGCCCUCCCCAGGGCAGCACACUGGGGCAGCCCACAGAGCCCGGCUGCCCCGGCUCAAGCGGCUGCGCUCGGAGCCGUGGGGUCUGGUGGCACCCUCGGUGCUGGCAGCCUCCACACACCACGAUGACUCGCGGCUGGGUGCGGAUGAGGAGGUGAUCACGGGCAUCACCGACCUCUCGCUCUCCAAAAAGGCUCCCGUCGCCCGCGGCGGCAGCAGGAGCAAGGACCCGUCUCUCCUGCCGCCGGUGGAUGACCCGGCUCCGAGGGUGCCGCUGAGGAAGGCAGCAUUCGAGAAGAGCCCGGCCGCGGUGCAGCGCCCGCCCCGCAGGAGCACGGUGCCCGAGGAGCCGGAGGGCCCGGCCGCGGCACUGCACUGGCGGCGGCUCAGCGCCGAGCACCACGAUGACGAGCCCCAGCUCUGCGGCAUCCCCGGCCCGGCCGAGGGGAAGGGGCCAUUGGAGCGCAGGAGGCUCAGUGGGCCCCAUGUGGCCUCGCUGGACGGCUCCCGGGAUGCCCUGGACAGCAGCACCGGCGCCUCACCCAGGCCCAUGCGGCGCCGGCCGCCCGGCUUGCUGGAGAGGAGAGGCUCCGGCACCCUGCUGCUGGACCACAUCGCACACAGCAGGCCCGGAUACCUGCCCCCCCUGAACGUGAACCCCAACCCCCCCAUCCCCGACAUCGGCUCCAGCAGCAAAGCCCCCUCCCCGCUGGCUGCUGGCCUGAAGGCUCUGGUGUCCUUCACUCCCAGCUCACCCAGGUGGGGAGACUUGCGAGCCAAACGGAAGCUGCUCCGGAGACAUUCCAUGCAGGCGGAGCAGAUGCGGCAGCUCUCCGAUUUCGAGGAGAUCGUGGCCCAGUAGCCACAUCACCAUUUGCUUCCCAAACCAGUGCUGUCUCUGCAGAAACGUGAUGGUUCCCACGUCACCCAGCUCCAGGGAAGUGCUGGUGACCACAGGGACCAGACCUGUGCCCAGGGGCUCAACUGGGAGGCUCCUGCUCCCACUUGCCGGAGCCGUGCAGGGAGCCUGGGUAUCCGGCCCAGGCAGCUGGAGCUUCUUGUAUUCCAGUCUCUUCUGGACCUUUCCCCAGGAGUGAUGACCUGAGAGAUCAGUCCCAGACCAUCUGAGAUCGUUCGGCUUCACACACUGGCUCCUGCCUGCAGGUCGCUUAUUCCUCAUUAUUUAUAACCUACUUUUCUUCCACCCAGCUCGGUCAGACCUGGAAACCUGCGUGGAGCCACACACGAGCGAGCCGUGGGGUGAUGUGUGUGUGAAGUGCCUGCCAGGGGGAAGAGGUUAAUGCUGGCUGUGCUUGGAAGAGCACCCAUUCCUAGCAAUUGAAUGUAUGGAUACCCUAGCCGUGCUGGAGAGGGAGAGAGCUCUCCACCUCAGACACUUCCAAGCACUGGAACUCCAGCGGCUGAGCUCACCCAUCAUUGCUGCAGGCUGGUGCCUGGCUUCGAGCGGGUUUAUCUCCAUUUCUGGAGUGACCAAGGCUCAGGGGCAUUUCCCACUG